CAGACGGACGCGUCCCUUCGUCCUGCCACCGCCAACUGGUGUUCUUUCGAAAAAGCGCGAAAACUGAAAACUGAAGUAUUUGAAAGGGUUCUCCCUCAAGUCAAACGGCCAAAACAAAAAGAAAUACUAUUUUUUUCGAGUGUGCAGUGUGAAGAGGGGGGGGGCGAAAAGAGGGGCCGCACACAGGAGAAAGCUGAAAGCAGGGCGGCGAGGACGGAAAUGAAGCCAGCAAGUUGUGUGCAUAUCGGAGAAAGUAACGGAAAUUAAAAUUUGCAUAUAUGCAAGAGGCGGCGGGCGGCGGUGGGCGGUGAGCGGCGAGCGGCGAGCGAUGAAGAUGGAAAUUAAGAUGAAAGCGAGCCCGCAACUGACCGAAAGCGAGACAGUAACAGAGACCCCCAACCGAACCCAGAGACUCCAGUGCCAGAUCUAACCAGCCAGACUCAGACUCAGACUCAGACUCAGCCUCAGACUCACUCGUGCGCAAUCCAACCCACCAGCCGCAUCAGCUCGAAGGAGGAAAAUCCAGGCGAAAGGAGGAGCCGGGAGCCGGGAGCCAGGAGCCAGAGGCCACAGAUCCACAGAUAGUUGUGCCAUAGUCCAGCCACAUAGAAAUGCCGUCGCCAGGACACCACACAUCAUUCUGCUGCUCCACGGCAGGAUUUAUCGCCUGCUCAGCAAUCGUUCUGCUGUGCAGUUCCGAGGUCCUGUCGAGCUGGGAGGAGUGGUGGACAUACGAUGGCAUAUCCGGACCAAGCUUCUGGGGCCUCAUCAAUCCGCAGUGGAAUAUGUGCAACAAAGGCCGCCGCCAGUCGCCCAUCGACGUGGUGCCCGACAAGCUGCUCUUCGAUCCCUAUCUGCGGCCCCUGCACAUCGACAAGCACAAGGUCUCCGGCACUCUGCACAACACCGGCCAGUCGCUGGUCUUCCGCGUGGACAAGGACACCAAGCAGCACGUGAACAUAUCCGGCGGCCCGCUGGCCUACCGCUACCAGUUCGAGGAGAUCUACAUCCACUACGGCACGGAGAACGUCCGCGGCUCCGAGCACUUCAUCCAGGGCUACAGCUUCCCCGGCGAGAUCCAAAUCUACGGGUUCAACAAGGAGCUGUACCACAACAUGUCCGAGGCGCAGCACAAGUCGCAGGGCAUCGUCGGCCUGUCGCUGAUGGUGCAGAUCGGCGAGACGCCCAACCCGGAGCUGCGGAUCAUCACGAGCACCUUCAGCAAGGUGUUGUAUCGAGGCUUCUCCACGCCCAUCCGACACAUAUCCGUGAGGUCGCUGCUGCCGAACACGGAUCACUACAUCACCUACGAGGGCUCCACGACGCAUCCGGGCUGCUGGGAGAGCACCGUCUGGAUCAUAGUUAAUAAGCCCAUCUAUAUCACCAAACAGGAGUUGUACCAACUCCGACGACUGAUGCAAGGCUCCGAGAGUACACCAAAAGCUCCCCUAGGUAAUAAUGCGCGACCCGUGCAAAGUUUACAUCAUAGAACCGUAAGAACGAACAUAGAUUUUAAGCGCAACAAGAAUCAAUAUGCGUGCCCCUCGAUGUACAAGGACAUGUACUACAGGGCGAAUCGAUGGUCUCCGGACACGGGACUCUUGAUACGUUGACAACUGGGACAGGAGUGCUGCGGAAAGCAAUUAUUAUUAUUGCUAUUAUUAUUAUGUGUGGUAAAUAAUGUUACAGCAAUUACAACUAUAAUGACAACAACUGGUUACAAAAACAUCAACAACUGAGGCUGGCAACGAAGCAUUUUGCAUUUUGCAUUUUUUAUGUCGCAUUCAAUUUUUAUAUUCAUGUUUACAACACGAACUCAGGAUUCGUUUGGCUUGCAAUUGCAAUAUUCCUACAGCGGCAGCACAGCAAUUUGUAUUAUUUAUUUCAUUAUUAUUAAUAAUACAACAACGGGGCAAAUUUAGGUAACAAAUGCAUGCAAAAUGCGGAAAGAGAAUGCUUAUGGAGCCGGCAUAACAAUAGAGUAAAUUCCAUGCCAAACGCAAAUGCUAAAUUUAACAAACAAAAAGCUGACACACAGGCACUAGCAAAAACUAGCAAAUUGCAAAUAGUAGCUGAAAAUUUGCGUAAAAAUUGUAUUUUUUGGGGGAGGGGGGGAGAGUAUGAGAACUUAAUUCAAUGAAAUUAAAAACAAUUCCUUUUUGUCUUCGAUUUAAAUUUAUGCGCACAACAAAGAGCACGACUCUGUGCUGGUUAUUAUGCGAAGGCUUAAAUUUGUUCAAUUUAAGCGCGUAAUUAAAUAAACAAGAACUGUUGCUUGGUAAUCAACUGAUUUUCAAAGGAUAUCUGUGCGAUUUAAAGGCUUAGAUCUAAUCCGGCUCAUUUGAAUAUUUUCGCUUCAAUGCAUCCAAUAUAUUUAUAAUUAUUUGUGAUUCGCCUCCUUUGUUUUCAAUGCCGAUAGAAAAACAAUUCAGUAAAAAAAAAAGCGACAAAAAAACAAGUGACAACAAAGUGAAAUAAGAGAAUUUCCGUAAACUGGAUGGGUGGACAAUAACUAACAAACAAAACGAAACGAAACGAAAGGUAAACGAGGAGUUGGAGACGAAAUAUAAACAAAUGGCAACAGACAUUAACAAGAAAAAGAAGUAAAUAUUCAUAUAAAUAUACACAAAAGUAAAGGUAUCUAUAUAAAGUCAUAUAUGUACACACCUAUAUACACCACGCUAUCAGGGGAACCGCAGACGUCUCUAGGCAUUCGCACUUGUAUCUUGAAGAUAGAUAUGCCAAAGGGACAGAUGCUUCUUGGGGCACUUGCGAAAAUCUCUAGGGACUUCUGCGGCCCUCCUGUCUAUAUAUACACACUAUAUUUGUGAACGGAAACCAUAAACCGAACUACUAAGCAAUGCAGCCAGGAAGUUGAACAAAAUCGGCGCACUAUAUCCGAUGGCUAUGUGUAACUCCCACACCCAAGCCCACGCCCCUAGGUACACCCACUCACACACCCAUAAGCGUCUAUAUACUUGGCUUGUAAAACGACGAUGAUCUGGCAGGACAUCCCAGCCCCGGCAAGCGGCCAUCUAUAUAUCUAUAACUAGUCACCAGGCAUGGAGUAUACAACUAGCCAAACGGAAUGGGCUACAAAACGUAAUCUAACUCUAGAGGACACUAGUAUAAACUAACUAAAUAAUUGAUUAACUAGCCGUGUUGCUAACAAAAACCCCAAGAAAAUCAAAUUCGAAUUAAUGAGUAAACCGAAAAACACGAUCUAUAUAUAUACAUAUGUAAACGAGAUUUUUUUUUUUGAAGACAAACAGUGUUGUAAAGUGCUGUAAAGACAAGUAUUAUGGCUAAUGUAGAACCUAAGUUACUGAAUAGCGUUUAGCAGUUAGCACCACCUGAGUUUGUAUGAUAUACACACGAAUAUAUAGUAUACCAAAAAGCAUAUAUAUAUAUAUACAGAUAUAUAUAUAUAUAUAUCGGAUCCGUUCAAUUCCCACAUUCGCAGCUGUCGAGCGACACUUUGUGCAAUUAUUUCUUUGGGCCAACAACCGAAAACCAAGCGAAACUAACUAAGGAACACACUAACUAGCCGACCAGUUAGGCCCCCCGAUUAUAUAUGUAGAGCAUUAACUAUUUGUAUAAAAGCUAAGGGGAUCGAUACGAAUUCCUCAACUCGGUAACACUUUGCUGCGACUGUAAGUUACUAUUGUGUUGCCAUAUGAAAAACCAAAAAAUUAAAAGGAGCAGAAACUAUAUAUAUAUAUAUAUAAAUUAUACAAAUUCUAUAUAUAUGUAACUAUAAAAGCAAGAAUUACUAGCAGCGGUCGAGAGAGAAGGUAUUAUUUCCCGGGAAAAUCGAAAUUGGAGAAUGCAAAACUAAUAAAUGAAAUGCGAAAGUAUUAUAUGAAAACCAAAAUUACUGACUUCUUCCCUCACUUUUGGGGUGGGUAAUCUUUUCAGCCAGUCAUUCCAAUAUCCGGAACUCCGCCUAGAAAUGGAAUUUCAAAUCAUCCCCAGAC
Drosophila biarmipes is the source of this 3977-nucleotide messenger RNA. RefSeq names its product carbonic anhydrase-related protein 10 (gene CARPA). Gene Ontology annotation, molecular function: zinc ion binding; carbonate dehydratase activity. Bases 612 to 1613 code for a protein of 333 amino acids. NCBI's taxonomy places the organism in Eukaryota, Metazoa, Arthropoda, Insecta, Diptera, Drosophilidae. The record is from RefSeq and is a predicted model, not a curated record. The transcript has 8 exons.